Messenger RNA from Ascochyta rabiei, 2352 nucleotides. RefSeq lists its product as uncharacterized. The transcript has 4 exons. The record is from RefSeq and is a predicted model, not a curated record. NCBI's taxonomy places the organism in Eukaryota, Fungi, Ascomycota, Dothideomycetes, Pleosporales, Didymellaceae. Gene Ontology annotation, biological process: regulation of DNA-templated transcription. Gene Ontology annotation, molecular function: DNA-binding transcription factor activity, RNA polymerase II-specific; zinc ion binding. The coding region runs from base 1 to 2352 and encodes 783 amino acids.
AUGGCCAGUUCGCAGUACUACAGAAGUGCCCACCACCCUCUUUCGCACUACCAGAAUUUCCCACACAACAGCCACGACCAAGCCUAUGCCAGUUUUAUAGGAACCUGGCAAGAUAGCAGCCACACUUCGUAUGUCGGCCCCUCGUCGGCCCCGUUACUCGACUACCCCCAAGCCGGGCUGAGCUCCGACUUCUCCAGAUCGCAGCAGCCUUCUUCUGCUCCAUCGGCGUGGAACGCUGGCUAUCCGCAACCAAGCACUCAGGAGUGGAACACGACCGUGAGCGAUCAAGUGAGCGACCAGAGCUUUGCGUCGCGCUUAAGUGCUCCCUAUGAUAUCGCUGAGGGGGGCGCCUCUGUGCAACACACAACCUCUAAUGCUGCGCGCCUGUACCCACAUCAGCAGCAUCAGCAGCAUCAGCAGCAUCAGAGCGAUCGGCAUCAUCACCAUCAUCACCAGGUACCGAUUGUGGCGCACGAGAAUCCCCUGUCCUCUCAUGAAGACGCUUUCAGGGACACAGAACGCUUUACUGCGUUGCGCAUCACCUCGGAAUCCCCUGCAACACCGGUAGACCCACCUUUCUCGGAUCACAUACAGAGGACACACUCACUCCCUCAUCCACCGCAUGCAGAGUCGCAACCGAGCGUAGACCACACGCAUGCGCUGCUGCAAGCGUCGUCUGAGUGGGGUACUCCAUCAAUCUCAGCGCCUACCGAACACCAACACUACACUUCUCAUCCCAGUAGUGGACUGUCAUCUGCCGUAAGUACUAUUGUGCCGGCUAACAUUCAGGACGCGCAGUGGUCGACGGCGAAUAUAGCUGGCAUAGUUCCCGCUCCUCCGAUCUAUGGUCACAUUCAAGCUCAGCAGCAACAAUGGCCACUUGUGCAAACCCGUCCGGACCAGAGUGUCUACGAGCAUGGGAGCGCUCAAGUCGAACAGUCUUCGGAGCCGUCGAUACAUAUGCAAGGCAAUCGACGAUCUGGAAGCAAGAAGAAAGCUGCAAAGGUCCCAUCGUCGUACGUCGAGAGACAAGAGAAGAUGAAAGUCUCAAAACGGAAGGGUCCCCUCGAGGAGAAACAACGAGAGAAAACACAUACCAUGCGCAAGACCAAAAGGAUAUGCGUCCGGUGCAGGUUCUACAAGUCAGGUUGUGACGAAGGCGAUCCAUGUCAGAAAUGCAACAAGAUUGAAGGACAUGCUCGAUCAUUUCGUGAGCCGUGCUACAGAGAACACCUGGAGGACACAAGCAUCAUUAGACGGUGCAACGGUCGCGAGCAACAAGAAGUAGCCGAGUUCUUGAGGUACGACUGGAAACCUGGAAGUCAGCUAUGGGAAAUGGACAUUCUGUGGAACCUGCCUGGCUAUGGCCGCAUACCAAACGCUCGACCCAUGCGUGUUGCGUUCCGCCCGUAUAGUCCAAGAAGAGGCUCACUUGAUACAGCAACUUCUGUAUGGUCUACUAGAGAAGGACAUGUCCGCGCAAUCGAGCAGCCCGCAUAUGCCAUCUACGAUACUGCCAACUUGGUAUCUGCUUUCGAGCGUUACUUCUCAAGCCUUCAGCCCCACAUCGAGGCGUGGAUCUUCGACCGCAUCCAACACGACGAGGUUGCCACACACACCUACCGAGAAGUGUUCCGCAUGCGGAGCGUCCAUGGUUCACGGGCUCUGGACCUGGCCAUGCGGCUGCAGUGCCUCUCGGUCGUUUCUCAGGGCUAUGGCACGGUUUGGUCAGACGACAUCCCAGGCAUACAAGAGUACGAUUACCGCCAUCUGGGAAGCAGCGAUUAUGAAGCCUAUGACCGAAACUCUCGCGACCGACCUCUGCCUGGCGCCAUCACACACCAGAUGGACGUUGCCGCUGUCAAAUACUUGCGCAAGCUGGAAAAACUGUUUGUUAAGGAGUUGGCCUCUCUGAUCUUCAAACCCAAAAUCAAACCAUGGUAUGAGCUUUUCCUCACCUUCUACGUGAUUUUCUGGAAUCUCGAAUACAUCAACAAAGGAGCAAAAGGAUACAUGAAAGCCAAAAACGGCACGCUCAUUGAACAUCAAGUCAACAACGUCGUCAACAACCAAGUCAAGAAAUGGGAAUUCGCAUUCCCAGUGCUCCUGUAUCACUGGCGCUGCACAUUACGCGGCUACUCGCCCUUCAAGCUAGCACGUGACAACCCGGAAGAGUUGCGUGCGCGUGGACAUAUAGACGCUGAAGGGUUUGCCUACGUUACGGAGAUGACGCAAAUCUUCGACAGACCUAGCCCCGACCAAUUCCAGCCGCCACUUACCGGAUUCGCUGCAACGCAUCAUUCGUAUGCAAGCGAAUGGAUCACGAAGCUGUUCAAAGAGGCUGGAGCGUAA